This is a messenger RNA of Boleophthalmus pectinirostris (great blue-spotted mudskipper), 597 nucleotides long. Its product is annotated as cell division control protein 42 homolog. Lineage: Eukaryota; Metazoa; Chordata; Actinopteri; Gobiiformes; Gobiidae. Bases 16 to 597 code for a protein of 193 amino acids. Gene Ontology annotation, biological process: small GTPase-mediated signal transduction. Gene Ontology annotation, molecular function: GTPase activity; GTP binding. The transcript is spliced from 5 exons. The record is from RefSeq and is a predicted model, not a curated record.
UUCUUGUCUCCACAGAUGCAGACAGUGAAGUGUGUGGCGGUGGGUGAUAGUGAAGCUAACAAAACAGAGAUGCUGAUUACUUGCAUCACAGGACACUAUACAGAAGAAUAUGUCCCCACAAUUGUUGAUAACUACGCUGUGACUAGGAUGAUCGGAGGAGAGCCAUACACUCUGGGACUGUUCGACACUGCAGUUCAUGAAGACUAUGACCGCCUGCGUCCUCUCAUUUAUCCUGAUACUGAUGUGUUCCUCGUCUGUUUCUCUGUGGUGUCUCCCUCCUCCUACGAGAACGUCAAAGAGAAGUGGGUGCCUGAGAUCACCCAGCAUUGCCCCAACACCCCGUACUUGCUCGUGGGCACACAAACACAUCUCAGAAACGACCACAGUGUUCUGAAGAAACUGGCCAAGAAUAAGCAGCGCCCCCUACAGCAAGAAGAUGGGGAAAAACUGGCUAGAGACCUCAAAGUGAAAUAUAUGGAGUGCUCUGCUAAAACUCAGGAGGGCUUGGAUCAAGUGUUCACUGAGGCCAUAUUAAUCGCUUUGGCAAAGGAUAAUCCGGAUGGGACUAAAUCCAAGAAGAGCUGCGUCCUGCAAUAG